AUGGCGGAAGAAAAGACUUGCUACAACAACUACUUCAUCACCGAGGACAAUCUCAAGUACGUUCCGCCAUACUUUCGGGAUGUACCAGAUACGCCGCAAGAGGUGAAGUGCUGGACAAAAGGUACCUGGCCCGAUUGGCUGGAUGGAUCGUUCGUAAGAAUCGGAGCAGGAAGAUUUACCAUCCCCUUGUCCGAGGAUGGAUCCAAGCCCAAUGCCGUGCUGCAGCAUUUUUUCGACGGUCUGGCCAUUCUGCACAAGUUCCGCAUGCACAAGGGCUCGGUUUACUACAUGAGCCGCCACACCGCGGAGGGCGUCGUUCGCCGGGCCAAGAAGAACGGAUAUGUCGAGACAGUCAUGUUUGGCGUGAAUGCGAACACGCCGCUCAAGGAUGCCCAGGAUCCGUGCUCUGCUCUGCUUGGAAGCCUGCAAUCAAUGUAUUUCCCACAAGGCCACGUCGGGCCUGACGAAGUCAACGUCAACGUGGUGCCUCGACGGGGAAUGCACCUCCCGCCAGACCAAAACCCUUACUCGACUGGGCGGGCGGCCGAGAACCCAGAGACUGAAGAGGUACUCGUGCAUACGGACUUCAAUAUGCUUCAAGUCUGCGAUGCAAAGACGCUGAUGCCAAAGCGCAUGCUCAACUACGGGCACAUCGAUGACCAGCUGUCCGGGUACGGCAUCUGCGCACACCCUCCCAAAGACCGCGCCCGCGGCACGACGUACAACUAUCUCAUCUCGCAUGAAGGCGUCAUGUACGUCUUUGGCAUGAACAUCCGGUCCAAUCCGGUCAAGGUCCUGUGGAAGACGGCGCUGCCCUGUCCUCCUUGCUAUAUUCACUCGCUCGCCAUGACGGACAAGUAUGUCGUCUUUAUUCGAAAUCCUCUGCACAUGGAUGUCAGUGACAUGACCAAACAGCUCAUGCACAUGAUCGAAUACGAGCCGGACUCGCCGACUCAAUUCUUCGUGCUGGACAAGUUUUCGGGCGAACUUGUCGCGACAUACAACGGCAACGGCUUCAUGUUUUUCCACUCGGUCAACGCGUACGACUACGUCGACCCCAAGACGAACGAAGUCAACAUCCACGUCGAUCUGUGCAGCUACGAGGGGACCUACGUUCCCUACCGAGAGUACAAUCUCAGCAACAUCGUAGACCCGGCACGGCCGUUCCAGGACGGGACUCUGAUACGGUACGAGCUCGCAAACAUCAAGGCCCAAGCCGCCAACCCAAAGACACCAGGCCGAGUCACCGUCGCAGCCGCAAUCCCAGGCGUCGCCGCCGAGCUGCCGCGCAUCGCAAAAGAUGUGUCCAUGAAGCCCGGCUACCGAUACGUGUACUUCACGGCCGGCAACGGCGGCGCCGCACCAGGCACGGAAGUGCCCAUCGGACGACUGGGCAACGGACUCAAAGUGGUGCAGGCGGCGUUCUUUGGCAGCCUGGCCAAGUCGGACUGGUCGACGGGCUUGUUCAAGCGGUGGCAGCCCACCGAUGGCGAGAGCUGUCCCUGUGAGCCCAUCUUUGUGGGCCGCCCCGGGGCGACCGAGGAAGACGACGGCGUGGUCUUGACUAUCGUGGUCAACAAGCAAGGGACGCACAGUAUCUUGAUUGCGCUUGAUGGGAAGACGUUUGAGGAGAUUGCUCGGGCGGAUAUGCCUCAGGUGUACGGAAUGGGACCGCAUGGGUCGUUCAUCGAAGGAUCCUUUGGCGCGUGA
Rhinocladiella mackenziei CBS 650.93 is the source of this 1710-nucleotide messenger RNA. RefSeq lists its product as uncharacterized. Gene Ontology annotation, molecular function: carotenoid dioxygenase activity. The coding region runs from base 1 to 1710 and encodes 569 amino acids. The transcript has 5 exons. NCBI's taxonomy places the organism in Eukaryota, Fungi, Ascomycota, Eurotiomycetes, Chaetothyriales, Herpotrichiellaceae. The record is from RefSeq and is a predicted model, not a curated record. Gene Ontology annotation, biological process: carotene catabolic process.